Messenger RNA from Paramecium pentaurelia, 6076 nucleotides. Lineage: Eukaryota; Ciliophora; Oligohymenophorea; Peniculida; Parameciidae. The record is from the annotation of a GenBank genome assembly.
AUGAUAUUUUGGCUUUUAUUACUAAAUGCAUAAUGCGAACUUUUAGUAAUUCAUUCUAGUUUAUAUGCUAAAACACCCAGUUGUGGAUCAGCAGGUUGCAAUCUAGAUGGCUGGACUUAAUAAGCAUCUCCAAAUUAUUAUACAUGCGUAAAUGAAGGAUUGGCUAUGAAUUAUUUAGAUUCAAUCAACAAAUAAAUGUAUCGUGGUUUAUCCUAUGGGUAUCCUAAAGUGCAAUUUGUUGUGUGGUUUGAUCUCUUUUUUAUGGGAACCUGGAACAAUGAAGCUAUUUAAGUCAAAUAUAAUAAUGUCUUAUUUGCUACUAUAACAUAUACUAAUCCAACCACAUAUCCCUACUCAACAGAAUUUUGUGAUAGUAAAUAAUAUCAAGUGAUAUCCAAAAAAGUCUUAAUUGUAGGUUAGUCUAAUGGAAAUUUAUUAAUAACAAAUAUGUCUGCUAAUGGUAAAGUUGUUAUAAGGAAUUUGAUAUUUGCUGUUGAGAAAUGUCAUUGGAGUUGUAGGACCUGUACGAAUUAAAAUAGUUGUUAAACUUGUUUUACUGGAACUACACUAAAUGCAUUUGGAUUGUGUACUUAAUGUGCAGAGUAUCUAGAUCCAUCAUUAGGUUGUGUUCCUAUUUGUGAUAUCAAUAAAUACCCAAACUCUGAUAAAUUUUGUGUAGAUAUAACAGAAUAGUCAAUUCUUAAUGAUUAAUUUAAAAAUCCUCCACCUAAUGUCUAAUGGAUAAGAUAAUAUGAUCCAUCAGGAUUGACAACCAUAUCAAAGUGUUCUCAGUAUUUUGGUUUACUAACAGGAAAUGAAGGUAUGGAAAAGAAAAUCUCUUAACCUACUUAAUAUAAACAUAAAUUGAGAAUCAAAGUAGUAUUGUAUCUUUAUAAUACUAUACCUUUAAAUUAAGGCAUAUUCUUUACUAUAAAUAAUAAUUACAUAGCAUAAUUGUAUAAUUCAAAUAGUGUUAUCACAAUGCAUAAUGGAUAUAUAUUAAGAAAGACAUCCUAAUCAUGUGCAGGAGUUGGUUCUGGAUAAUUAUAUACAUUGAUUAUAAUCUCUCCUAUUCCUACAGGUGAUUUUAUAAUGCGAAUCUAAGGAAAUAUGUAAAUAACAACUACAGUUUGGGGUGUUACUUAAAUCUAAAUAGUGGCUGGAACUUGUUAAUAAGAAUGUCUUACUUGUACAUCAGACUUUAUCUGCUCUUAAUGCAUAGCUGGUUACUAUAUUUAUUAGGGAUUAUGCACAAAUUCUAUGUAAAGUGAUAGACUUAGUUUGAAUACUACUCAUGUUAUUACUUAUGAUACAGAAUAUCCUUAUUCUACUUAUUUAGUAUCAGAUUUUAUCAAUUAUAAUAUAAGGUAAGAUCCUGAAACAUAUUUCACAUUGAUAUCAUAAAAUUUUUAAAAUUUUCUUACAGGUUUUUAAACAUUUGGUUUAUAUACUAAGAAAAUCUUUGGCGGACCUUAUGUUUGGACAAAUGCUAAAUUUAAUAAUAUUUAUUCAAUUAAUAAUGCUCACUAUGCCAUUUCAAUAAGAAUGAAGAUAAUUUUAGGAGAUUUAUUUGCUUAAUAAUUUAUUAUAGAAUUUGAUACAAAUGGUUAAGAAGUAAUUACAGCAGGUCCAUUAUCAAUUAAUUUAUUUGGUAGAAGUUCAACAGAAUAUUCUAUUGAUAAAUAUUGGUAUAUUUCUCAUUCUACAAAUUCAUUAACAAUCACUAUUGAAUGUCAAGGUAAUGGAGAUUUAUUACAUGAAUAUUGUGGUAUUUCAGAUUAUUACAUAGUAGUACAUUAAUGUUUUCCUUUUUGUUUAGUAUGUACAGAUUCUACUGAAAUUGGAUGCACUUCAUGGGAUGCUAAUUAUUAUACAGCUAAAUUUAGUUAGGUAGAUUGUUUAUCAAAUGAAUACUAUUAUAAUUAUAAUUGCAAUCCUUGUAAUAUCUUAUGUAGUAGCUGUAGAAAUUAUAAUCUUUGUGAUACUUGUAUUAAUAAUUUAGUUUUAAUAAAUGACUUAUGUACAUGUUCAUAAGGCUAUUAUUUUGAUACUGGAGAUUAAUAAUGUCAUCAAUGUGAUCCAUUAUGUUAACAUUGUCUACAAUAUAAUUUUUGUAUAGUUUGUUUAUAAAUAAACAGAAGAUACUCUAAUAAUGGAGUUUGUGAAUGUGAAGAGUCUUUUUAUGAAUAAUUAGGAAAUGAUGUUUGUAUCAAAUGUGAUAAUAGUUGUUUAACUUGUAAUGGACCUCUUUAAACUGAUUGUACUAAUUGUAAUACUAUAAAAAAUUAUGAUUUGAAGAGUGAUGGUUAAUGUCUUUGUAAAAGUCAUUAUUACUUAUCAUAUGGUGAUUGUAUAGGUAUAUAAUAAUAUGUAUCUGUUAUUAGAAUGUCAUUUAUCUUGUAAAGAAUGUUUUGGACCCAACUAAAACAAUUGUUUAGAAUGUGAUUCUACUAAAACUUUAUAUUAAUUAUAAUGUAAAUGCAAUCUUGGAUAUUUUGAUAGUGGUAUUUCAAUAUCUUGUAAUGAUUGUCCUAUUAUUGAAAAUCCAUCAUUUCCUGAAUGUUAUUUUGAUUGCAAUGGUACAAUUUAAUGGUUUAAUAUAAAUUGCACUUAUGCACCUGUAUGUUUAAGUGGUCAGUCAAUAGUUAAUUAUAAAUGUUAAUCUAUAUGUGGUGAUAAUAUAAUAAUGAGUGAUGAAUAAUGUGAAGAUUUAAAUAAUAUAAUGAAUGAUGGAUGCUAUAAUUGUUAAUAUUAAUGUCCAUUAAGUUGUCCUAAUUGUAAUAGUGGUAGUUGUACAGAUAUAUGUGGAGAUGGUUAUGUAACAGGAACAGAAUAAUGUGAUGAUGGUAUAACAACAAUUGGAUGCAAUGGUUGUACAUAUUAAUGUCAAUCUUAAUGUUCAGAUUGUUAAAUGGGAAGAUGUUUUGAAUGUAAUGUAAGUGGAUAUAUGUUGGAUAUCAUAAAUAAUAAAUGUAUAGAACAUUGUGGAGAUGGUGUAAUAAUUGGUAGUGAAGAAUGUGAAGAUUCAAAUUCAAAUCCAAAUGAUGGAUGUGACAAUUGUAAAUUUAAAUGUAGAUCAGAUUGUUUAGAAUGUACAACUAAUGGAAAAGUUUGUAAUACUUGUUUGAAUUCUGGUUAUAAAACAGUAACUGGAUCUUAUAAAUGUAGUACAAUUUGUGGAGAUGGUUUACGUAUAUCUAAUACAUUCGAAACUGAAUAAUGUGAUGAUGGUAAUCUUAUUGGAAAUGAUGGUUGUAGUAGUACUUGUUAAUGGCAAUGUUAACCUUCUCCAAUAUGUACUACUUGUUCUAAUAAUCUAUGUUCUGUUUGUGGAUCUGGUUAUACAUUGAUUUCAACGAAAAAUAAAUGUGUUCCUAUAUGUGGAGAUGGAAUAGUAAAAACAAGUGAAAUAUGUGAUGAUGGUAAUAAUAUAUAUUUUGAUGGAUGUCAUUAAUGUCAAUUAAUGUGUUAAUAGGAAUGUGUCACAUGUACUAUUAUGGGUUGUACAUUAUGUGAAAUAGGAUAUACUUUAAAUCUAUUUAAUAAUAAAUGUAUAUCAUUAUGUGGAGAUGGUUAUGUAAAUGGUAAUGAAGAAUGUGAUGAUUUAAUCCAUUAAAAUUGUAAUAAAUGUAGAUAUAUAUGUGAUUAUGGAUGUAUAAGUUGUAUUUAUGGAAUAUGUUAUAGAUGUUAAUUGAAUUAUAACUUAAAUUAAUAAACAAAAUAAUGUGAAAUAAUAAUAAUUAAUUAAUCUUAAUAAUUAUAUUAAUAAUAAUAAUUAAACAAUUUUAAUACAUAUUAACUUAUUAAAUAUUGUAAAUUUCAAAUUUAAUCUGAUUGUUUAGAAUGUGAAUCAAAUUUUAAAUGGAAUCCAUAUAAUUAAUAAUGUUAAAUCAAUAAUUUUAAUUGUUAAUAAAAUUGUCUUUAUUGUAAAUAAGAAUAAUGUAUUGUUUGUUAAAAUGAUUUUAUUUUAAUUAAUUCCAUUUGUAUUGAAGAUAAAUCAUUUAUAAAUACUAUUUCUAUAUGUAAAUAGAGUUGUAAAUAUUGUCUAAAUGAUAUUUGUCUUUAAUGUAAUAAAGGAUAUUAUCCAGUACUUGAUACAUGUUAACCUAUUUGUGGAGAUUAAAUUAAAACAUUAGAUGAAUAAUGUGAUGAUAAUAAUAAUAUUUAUGAUGAUGGAUGUUUUGAUUGUCAAUUUUAUUGUUUUGGUAAUUGUUUAAAUUGUUAAUUUGGUCAAUGUCUUGAAUGUGAAGAACCAGAAAAAUUGAUCAUAUCAAAAAUGUAAUGUUAUGAUCCAGAAAAAUGUGAUAAAGGAUAUUAUGUAAGUGAUUAUGAUAAUCUUUGUUAUAGUAAAUGUGGAGAUUAUAUCAAAACUGAAGAUGAAGAAUGUGACUCUAAAAUUUUAUGUGAUAAUUGUAUUUUAAUUUGUUCAUCUAAUUGUAAAUAUUGUGUAGAUAGAAUAUGUUAUACUUGUGAAGAUGAAUACACAUUAAAUGAACAUAAUUAAUGUCAAUUUUUACAAUAAUCUCAAUAAUUAAUUCCUAACUUAUUUAAUUUUGAAUUAAAUAAUACCUUAUGUUUUGAUGAUUAUUGUUAUUAUUAGUCAUAACCUAUAAUGAAAUUAUAGUUAAUUAAUCAAACCAAUAAUAAUAUUCAAUUUUUAAAUCUCUUCUUUGAUUAAGAAAUCAAAUUUAAUUGUAAAAACAUAUAAGAUCUAAUUAAAAUCUAAUUAAUUGAUGAUGAUAAUACUUUUAUUAAUUCAACUAUUAUUACUUAAUCCUAGAAUUUGAUAAUUUAGAUUUUAUAUCUAUAAACUGUUUAUAAUCCAAUAAUUCAAAUUAAACUUAAUGAUCGAAAAUGUAUUAUGAAUCAAUUCAAUUAAACCUUAUAAGAUGCUAUAAUAUAAUUAAGAACUGAAUCAAUUAUUUUACUUACUGAAUCUGAAUAAUUAGCAACAGAUAUUCUCCAAAAUAUUGCAAAUACUAUUCAAUAUAUAAUUAUUAUUACUCUACCUGCUUUAUUAAUAGUUGGAUAAAUUAGUAAUUUCUUAAAUUUUGUUGAUCUCUUAUAAUUUACUUAAUAUCAAUAAUAUAUCAACAUCACUUAAACUCCAAAUAUGUAAGAAUUUCUUUAAGUAUUUAAAAAUACAUCAUUCAAUAAAAUACUAUCAUCAUUUUCAUUUUAUAAUCCAUACUACAUUCCAACUUAAUUCCAAAGAAAUGGUAGCUUCAUAACUACUUCAAUACCAAUAACUUAAGUUUAUGCUUUCACAAUACUGAGUCAUUAUGCUUUAAAAUCUAUAUCUAAAUUAAUGAGAUAAUCAACUUUAGAUUUAAGAACAUAAAAUAAAUUACUGUUAAAAUUUCAUAUAUUUGGUAAUAAAUUUAUUCAUAAUUUGAAUAAAAAUAAUCUAUCUAUGAAAUUAUAAAAUUUAACUGUCUUUUGUGGAUUAGAAAUUUGUAUGAAUGCUUUUAUUUGUUCAUCUAUGGGAAUAUCAAAUAUAGAAUAAAUAGUUGAAUUCUCAAUUAGCAACAUUAGUUCAAUAUCAUAUUUUUUAUAUAUCUUAAAUACAGUCAAAAUGCCUACUUUAAUUACUCUAAGAAGUAAGGAUAACAAAUUAAAUCCAAUUUAUAAAUCUCCAGAAAAAUAUAGGAUUAAUGCUCAUAUAUAUAUAUAAUCCCUAAAAAAAUUACUCUAUCCAUUAUGUUUAGUUUAUUGUCAUAAAAAUCCAACUGUGACUUCUGUUGGCUUAUUUAUAAUAGAUUUUGGAUAUGGAUUAUAUGUUUAUGAAAUAAAACCCUUUAAAAAUAAAUUAGAAAAUGGAAAAAUUAUGGUUUAAUAAAUUAAUAGCUCUUUAGUUAAUUGUUGUAAUAUCUUUCAAAGUAUAAAUUUGUUGACGAAUCCUAAAAUUUUAGGAUUUAUUUAAAUGGGAUUGAUUGCAGAAUCAUUAACACACUCUUUUUUCAAUGAAGUAGCUUAAAAAAAAGAUAUAAUAAUUAAAUUAUUUAAAAAGCUAUUUCAUUAUUCAGAUGGAAAAGUUGAGAAUCCAGGAAUUAUAGAAUUUCUUGUAUACGAAUGA